Messenger RNA from Porites evermanni, 275 nucleotides. The record is from the annotation of a GenBank genome assembly. NCBI's taxonomy places the organism in Eukaryota, Metazoa, Cnidaria, Anthozoa, Scleractinia, Poritidae.
AUGCCUACUAUUACCAAACCCAACAGCAAAUAUUCACUGCUGGAAAGCUUUACUGUGACUUUGUUGUUUGUGGUUUUCAUGAGCAAAUUGAUCUCUUCUGUGAAAGAAUUUUGCCUGAUGUCAGCCACUGGCACUCUUUUGUUUCCAAACUUAAUCACCUCUGGAGAUACUGUGUGCUACCAGAAAUUCUGGGAAGGUGGUAUACUCAAAAGCGAAGUUUGUCUCAUUCAUCACCUGAUCCCAAUUCUGCUUGUUUUUGCAGACUGGCAACUGGA